AUGUCGGAGGAACUUAAUCUUGAACCUUCUCUUCAAAAUAUAAUUGAUCAGAAGUCGCUACGUUGGAUUUUUGUCGGCGGAAAGGGUGGCGUAGGUAAGACAACCACUUCGUGUUCUUUAGCUCUACAGUUGGCCAAGAAUAGGGAGAAUGUUCUUCUAAUCUCGACUGAUCCUGCCCAUAACUUGUCCGACGCAUUUGGUCAAAAGUUUGGCAAGGAUGCUAGACCUGUCAAUGGUGUCCCUAAUCUCCAUGCCAUGGAAAUCGAUCCCAAUGGGUCUAUUCAAGAGUUUCUAGAUCAACCUCAGAACCAAGCUGCUAGUAGCAUGAUGCAAGAUAUUGCCUUCUCUAUUCCUGGUGUAGACGAAGCGCUGUCAUUUGCAGAGGUCCUCAAACAAGUCAAGGCUCAAUCAUACUCGGUUAUUGUUUUUGAUACUGCUCCAACUGGCCACACUCUUCGUUUUCUGCAAUUCCCUACCAUUCUUGAAAAGGCUUUGGGUAAGAUUUCAGAGAUCUCUGGCCGGUUUGGUCCUAUGCUCAACUCUUUGAUGGGUGCUUCUGGAACCAAUACUGAAGACAUGCUUGCUAAGCUGGAGUCGACUAGGGAGACUAUUGCUGAAGUCAACAAACAAUUCCAAAAUCCUGAUCUCACGACCUUUGUCUGUGUUUGUAUUGCUGAGUUCUUAUCUCUUUAUGAAACUGAGCGUAUGGUACAAGAACUCACCUCUUAUGGUAUCGACACCCAUUGCAUCGUUGUAAACCAGCUUUUGUUUCCAAAGACGACAUCGGAAUGUGAGCAGUGUAAUGCUCGUUAUAAAAUGCAACAAAAAUAUCUUGAGCAAAUCCUAGAGCUCUAUGAGGACUUCCAUAUUGUUCAGCUUCCACAGCUUACCAGUGAAGUUCGUGGCCUAGAGUCUUUGCAAACAUUUUCAGAGAAACUCAUCCACCCUUAUGUACCCAACUAA
Sugiyamaella lignohabitans is the source of this 963-nucleotide messenger RNA. It is a transcript of the gene GET3, whose product is annotated as guanine nucleotide exchange factor GET3. Gene Ontology annotation, molecular function: ATP hydrolysis activity; ATP binding. NCBI's taxonomy places the organism in Eukaryota, Fungi, Ascomycota, Dipodascomycetes, Dipodascales, Trichomonascaceae. Gene Ontology annotation, biological process: post-translational protein targeting to endoplasmic reticulum membrane. The transcript has a single exon. The coding region runs from base 1 to 963 and encodes 320 amino acids. Gene Ontology annotation, cellular component: GET complex. The record is from RefSeq and is a predicted model, not a curated record.